Nylanderia fulva is the source of this 767-nucleotide messenger RNA. The record is from RefSeq and is a predicted model, not a curated record. NCBI's taxonomy places the organism in Eukaryota, Metazoa, Arthropoda, Insecta, Hymenoptera, Formicidae.
AUGAGGAGAUCUCCGAAAUAUCUCGGAAUUUAAUUUAACGAUUUUUUCGGCUCGUUGGUGUUAAUGCUCGGAAUAAUAGACUCCCACGUACGUGUAAACGAACGCGAUAGAAUUGAAUAGGAAGGAUUUCACACUGCUACAUGGAUCGUGGAUAUAUGCCUUUGUAACGAUCUUUAUUCUUCCCCUUCCGUCGUUUCAUUGCCUUAUAGACAAUCUCAAGUUAAGGCGAAGGAAGCGAAAAUAUUUGUAGAGGUUGCCUUCUGGGGUGUAACACCAGGAAAUCAGCAAUGCCACAUAGUGUAUUUGUCAAGUGCGGAGUGUUUGGCAUUAAUAAACGAUGCUAAGUCGCGCGGUGCACCUUUAAUCGUGGAAACGUGCCAUCAUUAUUUAGUACUCGUCGCAGAGAAGAUACCGGAAGGUUUUACUGAAUUUAAAUGUUGUUCGAUCAGAAAAAAUAAUAAUCGAUAUUUGAAAAUGUUCUCCGAAACAAAGAUUAUUGCGCUGAUAUGGACAGCCGCGAGAACGAGAGACAUAUCAUUUACCGAUAUCUCAAAAUUAUUGAGCAGCCAAUCUACGAAAUUAUGCGGUCUCGAAGAUUGCAAAGGUAAAUCUGAGAGAAGAAAUGGACGCAAUUUCGUUAUCUGGAACCCGGAGGAAAUUAUCAAGCUAACACCGUAUCAAGGGAAUAUUUUACUUGAAAAAGUAAUCAUAUCUCUCUAUCCUUAGAGAACAAUUUAUUUUCCAAGAAGGAAAAAUUCUCGAUAAAU